Closterium sp. NIES-67 is the source of this 3962-nucleotide messenger RNA. NCBI's taxonomy places the organism in Eukaryota, Viridiplantae, Streptophyta, Zygnematophyceae, Desmidiales, Closteriaceae. The record is from the annotation of a GenBank genome assembly.
CUCCACCAGACGGGCAUGUGGGUUCUACAGACACAGAAGUAUAGCAGGUUCUACUGACAGUCCAGCUUAUACAGGCACGAGGCUAAGACAUUAGUCAGGUAUCACCGCAUUUUCGCGUUUUCGAGUUUUUCCUUUCAGGCAUAUGAGAAUGACAUCGCUACCAUCAUUUUUAGGCAGUUGAUCGCCCAUAACUGUUUCUAGUGCUGUUUUCCGGGUGGUCUCCCCUGCGACAUUCCAUCGGCUUCCAUAAGUUCCAAGCCGACGAAGUCUAGGGAUUUUCAACCGUAGGGUCUUUUCCUACUACCGAACAGCAUGCGUCUUCGUUUCGCAAUGGUCUGUGCGUCGAAUCAAAAUCGCAGCAUGGAAUCACAUGCGAUUCUUCAACGAGAGGGUUUCGACGUCUGCUCUUAUGGUACCGGCACCAACGUUAAGCUGCCGGGACCAAGUAUACGAGAACCCAAUGUUUAUAAAUUCGGCACGCCGUACAAAUACAUGUUUGAGGAGCUUCAAGCCAAAGACCCAGAACUGUACAAAAGGAACGGCAUCUUGAGAAUGCUGAAGCGAAAUCUUGCGGUGAAGGAAGCUCCUCAAAAGUGGCAGGACAACGCCGCUGACGGACCCUUCGACGUCGUGAUAACGUUCGAGGAGCGUGUCUUUGACAUGGUCAUUGAAGAUAUGUUUGCACGGGAGCGUACUCUACAUCAAGCAGCAUUGGUGAUCAACCUUGAAGUUAGAGAUACGCAUGAAGAAGCAGCAUCUGGAGCAGAAGCGGCUCUACGACUGUGUAGGAUGUUGGAAGAUCUCACAAGCUGGGAGGAUGAAGUCGAGGUGGUAAUGAGGAGAUUUAGAAAACAAUAUAAGCAGGAUUUGGUGUACAACAUAGUGUUCUAUUGAUCCCGCAAACGUCAUUCUCGGUGGUGUGAUGUGAACCUUCCUCAUCAGGCUCUGACGACAUCUUGCAGGUAACCUCCAACUGUGGCGAAGGUCCACAGUGGUGAAAAACCAACCUCUCCGAAUUGGCCGUGUGGGGCGUCCAGCUUCGCCACAUUCCGGCGAAGAGGAAAUUGAUGUUCGCUAAAAUGUUCUCAGAAAUAGGUUGGCAAUCUGAAUCCAAUUUGAUGCCUGCUACUGUUUCAUGGAUCUGAAGUGCUUGUCUUGAAACCCUAGUUUGAACCUAUCCCAUGCUGCCACGUGGCAAUCCUUACAUUAUUAUUCCUACACAUAGUUGUCAGCUUGAGCUAAAGGCGACUCGAAUCUGGCAAGAACAAACUAAAAUUGUAGCGAAACACGCGCUGCGAGGCGAUUUCCCCCAACUGAGGGAUUAACAUGGAUGCUUUGCAAGCUACCGAUCAAGCCGUAACUAAGGACGAUCAAGUCUUACCUAACGAAGGUAGCAACCUGUCAGGUGGAGCUGGGACGACGUACAUAACUCCCGGCGCUGAGACGAAAGAUGCAGUGCCAACAAAUUCCGUGGACCCGGAUUCUGGGGUACCAGCUCGAGAAAUCACAACCAGAGCAGCAGCCACACCUUCGACGGUUAAACCAGAUGUUCCAGAACGGCGUUUCUCCAGAGCAUACUCCGCCUCCCAAGACGUCCCUGUAGCGGCAACUUACUUCGCCGUACCAGACGGCGGCGCUGCAGCGAGUCAAAGCAGAUGGCCUCCGGUAUCGUCGUCUCCGUCGACUUUUCCGUCAACUUUCUCGUCAACAUUUUCACCGGCCAGGCUGUCGUCUCCGUCGCCGUGGGCUGCUUCCGCCUCCCCCUGGCGCUCCCCGUCCCGCUGGCUUUCCCCUUCCCCGUGGAACUCCCCUUCCCCGUGGCCGUCCCCCUUGCGCCAUGCUCAGUUCGCGGUUCCCGCCACGCGGAAGACCCCGCCGAUUGGCGCGGAUUAUCAGGCGGAUAUUCCGGAACCGCUAUCUUCUCCACACCGUCUGAUGCCGGCUGAAGAAAGCAUCUGGAAGAUUGCUCCGGAGGAUGGGGCUGGAGGCGAGGUGGGGGUGUGCUGCGAGGAAGCCACGUGUGAUGCUGAGCUGGCAUGGGAGGCGAAGUGGCUCGGCGCGCAGGUCUGGCCGGACCUAGCCCGGUCCAGGAGGGUCGGGAGAGGCGCAGGAAAGGGGAAUCCGUACCUGAGGCUUGGAGGGACGUUGGCUGCUUCGGCGGGAGGGAAGGUCAACUGGCACAUACCUCGGGGUAUGCAGAGCGCGGGUUGUCAUACUAUCGAAGGUGGUGGUGCUAUCGAGGGCCGGUCGCCGAUUGAUGGGGAGAGAGCUGGAGGUGUUGUCGUUGCUGCUGCUGCUGCUGCUGCUGCUGAUAUUAGUGUGAGUGACUCCCACGGCAAUAUCGAUGGCGGCUCUAGUUCAGUUCCAGGCGAUUGCGACGCAGCUGAUAAAGUCGCGACGGGUAGUGUCACGCCAUGUAAUGUCACAUCUCGUGACUCGCCAUCGCCUGCAGCCGGAGCCUCGUCGCACGGUGCUCAAGUCGCAGGAGGGGCAGUCGCAUGCACGAGCGACGUCGCCGGGAUCGUCGCAUCAUCCAUGGCGAUGCACGAGGCCAUCGCUCAGUCUCCUGCCACGUUUUCACAGCCCCCGUCGGCGGCGGCACUCAGCCAACACGACGAACCCGUAUCCGCCACGUGGCAACUACAGCAGCAGCAGCAGCAGCAGCCGCAGGAGCAGUCAAGCCCACACUCAGACCACCACCACCCUCAAGAUCCCUACCUCCCGUCCCGGCGCCAGCCUUCCCGCACAAACCACCACCGCCGCGACCUGCGCGUUCCGCCAGGCGCGUGCGCCGCGUGCGGGGCGGACAAGGCGGGGUCCGCGGACUGCGUGCGCGCGCACUGCCAUGAGGCGGACGAGGACCUGGAGGCGGAGCUGGGGCCCGCCGCGUAUCACGCGUUGGGGCUGGCGGAAAUGGGGGAGAAGGUGGCGGAGGGGUGGAGCCCUGAGGAAGUGGAGCUUUUCCUGACUAUAGUUGAACUUUACCCGCAGUCCAAGGGGCUAGAUUUCUGGGGUCCCCUGAAGCGGGCGUUUGCGUCUGCUGGGGGAGGAGAGGGGGAGGGUGGGAGGCGGCGGAGGCGUGUGCGGAGUGUGAAGGAACUUGUGAGCUUCUAUUUCAACGUGUUUGUGCUUAGGAGACGGGCUCUGCAGAACAGGCUUCCGGGGAUGGAGCCUGAUUCUGAUGAUGAUGAGACGGAGUUAGUGGUGGAAGAGGAGGAGGAGGAAGAGGAGGAGGAGGAGGAGGCGGAAGGGGGGCAGAUAGAGGAGGGACGGGGAGGAAAGGUGGGAGGAGGGAACGAGGACGAGGGGGAGGAGGAGGAGGAAGAGGAGGAUGGAGAGGAGAUGCGAGGGGAGUAUGUUGAGUAUGGAGUGAGGGUCCAGGGUUUGGGGAAUGGAGAUGCGGUGGAAGUGGUGGUGGAGGAGGAGGAAGAGGAAGAAGAGGAGGAGGAGGAGGAAGAGGGAGGGGAGGAGGACGGAGUGUGUGAUGAUGGGACGGAGGGAUAUGGGAUGCAAGGGGCAGGAGGGGAGAGAGAAAGGGAAGAAGUGGGAGAAGAUGAAGAGGAGGAGGAGGAGGACGAGGAGGAGGAGGAUGAGGAGGAAGGAGUGGAGGAUGAAGACGGAAGCCUGGGGUAUGCUGGGGUGGAGUACGGUGGAACGGAGCAUUGGAUGCCACGUCAGCAGCAGAUGACGUAUGAGCAGCAUCAGGGGCAUCAGGAGCAGAUGGGGUAUCAGUAUGGGGCUCAAGACGGGGGAGUGGAUGGGGAUUGUGCCGAGGAAGAAGACGGGGAAGAGGAGGAAGAAGGAGAGGGGACGAAGAAGAGGAGGGAAUUGAGGAGGACGAGGAUACAGUGCAGCGUGAGGCAGCGAGCGGUGCUCCAGGGGGGGGCUACAUGCAGGUGCAGGGGAGGAAGAGGCGGCAUGUGGUCAUCACUAUGAAUGGGUCCGUGCUGGCUCGCCCCGUU